AUGUUAAAGGUUUUCGGAGUUAUGAUCGGGAUCUUACUGAGUGGUAUUUCAGUGAAUGGGCAGAUGAUCACUACAUCAUGCACACCCUCCAUGAUCUCUAGCGUCACUCCAUGUCUAAAUUUUAUAACAGGGAGUAGCAGCAAUGGGUCUUCUUCUCCAUCUUCAAGCUGUUGCAGCUCAUUAAGCACUCUCUUGACAACUGGUAGGGACUGUACUUGUCUCAUUAUCACUGCCAAUGUCCCUCUUCAGCUUCCCAUUAAUAGAACCCUGGCUCUCUCUCUCCCCCAAGCUUGUAAUAUGGGAUCUCUGCCAUUGCAGUGCCAAGCCUCUGCAACUCCUCUACCAGCACCAGGUCCUAAUCCUGUAUUGCUUGGGCCAAGCCUUCCACCAACUGAUUCAUCUUCUCCGAGUCCCCAAGCUUCCAAGGCAAUAGCGGCAGCAGAAGCUCCAUCCGCAGCACCGCAGUCUCAGCAUAUUUUGCCAGAGCCACCGGCAUCAUUACCACCACAUUCACAAGGUUUAGCUCCCACCACCACCACGAACCCUAGAAUUCGACCAGUGCUGCAACCCCCGCCAUCCUCCUCUUCUUCUUCUACUUCUUCCCUUCACUUAUCAUUAAUGCCUCUUCUGCUAGCACCGGUUACCAUCAUCAUCUUCAAAUCCUACUGA
This is a messenger RNA of Carica papaya (papaya), 669 nucleotides long. The record is from RefSeq and is a predicted model, not a curated record. Lineage: Eukaryota; Viridiplantae; Streptophyta; Magnoliopsida; Brassicales; Caricaceae.